UAAUACAUGAAAUAACAAGCACAGACAAAUAAAGCAUAGAGUAUUCAAACUUCUUACUGUCAGCCAGGAUCGAAAGCUUGUCAAAGAACUUGAUUUUAAACGUGUAUUAUUUCUUGGGUAUAUUCGUAAGAAACGUAGUUGUGUAUAUUGAGUUAUUUAGGUUCAUAUUCGAAGUACUAGAUGGUUUAUACAGUAGGCCCUCGGUCUACGAAACUACCGGUCUCUGGCAUUGUGAGGUUGGCUAAUAUCGACGAUGCGCCUCAUGUUCUCGAACUGUUGGGGGAUUCCAUAUCCAAAACCUUCAGGGUCUAUUGCACUAACGAUAUUAUAAAUCUUAUUGAGAAUUCUGUGCUAGCUAUAUGCCAGCAAGAUUUUAACACAACGGUUGUUGGCUUCUUAGCUGUUAGAGAUUAUCCGUUACUGCCUGCGAUACAUCCGGGAGCAUGGGAGGAGUACGUGUGGGCCAAAUACAAGGCACCAGAAAUGAACUCCCGUAACACUCUCUUCAUACAUUUACUCUGUUGGAGUCCCAGCUACGGCCGCGACUUGGUCGACACCAUGCUAAAGUCGGUGUUCAUGCACGAUGCGUACCUUACGCACAUCGCUCUCAUCAAAACUGUUAGAAGUUGUCCUGUACUGAUCCCCGGCCAGCCACGCUCUGAGGCCUCAUUUAGACGUGUGACGGUGAUCGAGCGUGGCAUUAGUGGAGAGUUGCUGCCGGCGCUAUGUGUCGCCGACCGUUCAGAAGUCUGCCCUCGACUGAGGAUCAGAAGAGCUGUGUUAGUUGACAUUUCUCUUUAUAUUUCACUCACAAUACAAUUAAAAAGCCAUUUCUCGGGCUUGUUGGUGGCUGCUACUGCUGCAAUUCGCCACCCGGAGUCCGACAGGAUCAUACUCGUCUGUGAGCACAGUGAAUUAGCCGUGGGAAUCAUGUGUCUAAACACACAAAUUAAUUAUGAAUCCUUGGAGGAGAACUUUGUGCUAUCACCGUUCGGAGGGCUCAGGCAAGUGGUGACAGGCCAGAAAUUCGCGGUACCUAAAGUGGUCGAGUCCGUUUGCAGCCUUUUGCCACAUUAUACUGAUUCUGCAAUAAAGACCAAAGACAAAUCAAGGGUGACAUGGGUAUUUGAAGAUGACGAAUUCAAUUCAUUCCGAAGUUCUACAAGAGUUAACAAAACUAUAGAACCUGCAGAUGAGUCAGAACUCUCGAUGACUGAAGAGUUGCCGCCCAAACAGCAACAUAUACUGGACCUAUUUGAUGAUGAAGAUGAAGAGUUUGAGUUUGACAUAGUCAACAUUCACACAGACUUGCUGAGAGUUCCCGAGUUUAUACGAUACGAUGCUGUUAAGGGAGGUCCUGCUGAUAAUAUUAUGAAACUCAUAAAUGGAGGGAAAGAGUCCGGUCAGGAAAAAAAGCCAGAUCGAACAAAGAGGAGCAUAUCCACAAGUGGAGUGACAAAUUUCAAAGUGGAACCUCAGCGGUUUCAAGGAGCACCAAAUGCAUUCUUACUCGAAUUGUACGCUAUGCAUCCUGCCUACGAUGAAAGAUACAGCUUUGAUAUGUUAGAAGCAGCAUUUGAGAUGUUUCCCAAUAGAGAUUAUUGUAUCAUGAGUAUCCCUACGAACCAAACCUCAUUUCCUCUGCUUGAACACUUUACGUUGGUGACGCCUUAUGGUUUUAAAAUGAGGUAUAUUAAUGAAUCCUUGUAUGUGGCACACGUUAACUCAGUUCGAGGUAAAAUAUCCGUGCGUCCCGGUGAGGCGAAUGAUGUAAAAGCCCUAAAGAGUAUAUUAGAGUAUGCUCCGCGUAAGGACAAUCUCAUUGAUCUGUUUAAAUCCACUCUCUCAUCUCAUGUUCUACAAGCAUUUACUUUACUCAGUCAGAAUCAACCAAUGGGCGUCGUUGUUAUUGGGCCGUUAGAAGAUGGGACCGCUAUACGAACUCAGUACGACUUAGAACCAGAGCCACGCAAGCCGGGUACUGAUGGCACGAUUUUAGCGGGUGUCUUGUCACCUGUAUUCGAGCCUCAUGCUCGGUGGUUCAUGAGAGAGUUACUACGAUAUUCUACGUAUAAAACACUAUUUUGGAUUUGUAGAUUAUUUUCCAAAGGAGAUGCGAGCCCUGGUCGUAAUUUAAUGUCACUGGCCGGACAUAUGAACCCAGUGCAUCCACGCCAGUCAGUUCCUAACAUAAGUGGUAGUAGAGAUCUGGACAAAAUUUAUAAAGAUUUGGGUUGUCCAUUCGCGUUAUGGGUUUUGGAGCGUCCAUUGACAAGUUUACCCAAAGUGUAUAUCAACAGCAGCAUCGUGGUCGUGGGUGCCAGCCGUACAGGACUGUCUUUUCUUGAGACUUUACUGAUGGGGCCGACAUCUCAAUACCUGACAUUUAGUAACGUGACUCUGGUAUCAGAGCAUGGGCUGCCAACGGUAUCUGAUUGCUUGAAGGCUGCAGAUAUAUGCGUGCCCAGAGAUGGUCGGUACAACGACCGGUAUCUCAAAAGCGUACCGUUCUACUACUAUCUGGAUGUCAUGUCUGCCGUUAUGGUGAAAAUUGACAGGAAGAGAAAAUGCAUACACUUAAAAGGUUGCGGGACGAAGUAUUACGAUGAACUAGUGUUGGCUUGCGGUCAACAGUUCCAACAUCCAGAUUAUUUGAAAGAAUCUAUUGGACUUGUUAAAGAAGUGGCCAAAGGCAAGCCCUGCGACAGAAUGUUAUUGGACAAUCCCAAAUACAAGCCGGAGACUGUGCCGAUGCCUCCCGAUAUGCCUGAGAACGUGUUUCUGAUCAACUCCUUGUUUGAAGCCAAUAUGUGCUUGAGGAAACUCAUGCGUAUGAUUGGUGAUCCAAAAGAAUAUGGCGAACCUCUCAGCAAAAACAACCAAGUGGUUGUGUACGGCGACUGUAUAGAAGCGUACUCUUGUCUCGCCGCUCUCUUGGAGCUCGGGCUACAACCAGAACUGAUUGCCUUUGUCGAGCCGUUCCCUUCGAAUGAGGAACCUGCUCCCAUGAGGGUCAACUGCUUUAAUGAUGAGACGGUCGAUGCAAGGGUUCAAAGUACUGUGGAAAAUAUGGGUAUUCGUGUGUUACGCAAGUGCCAUCUAGCAGCUUGGCACCAGAUAGGCAGCCGCGUGGAGUCUCUGGACUUCAUGGCACCUUUGAUCGCUAUCUCGUUGAGAUGUUUCGCCCUAUUCUACUACGGGCUACGUGCUAUCAAUUUACAUGCUUUUAAAGCCAUAAAUGAAAGUGGUUUGGUCUACGAUGGUGGUUUGGUGGUGAGUCCCACGUUCGAGACCAAUGACCCGAAUAUAUACGGAGCUGGGACUUGUGUGAGGUAUUCUCGGCGCUUAUACGCAGGCCGGAGCAUGCAUAAGGAUCAUUAUUCAGAGGAUAUUGGAGAAGCGUUGGCGAGACUGUUCUUGCACAAACUGGAUCCGUUCAUGCUGGGAGACCCUGAACUGUCUCAGACACCGUCCGACCUGUUGCCGAGAUACAGCUCUUGUGGCUUAGGGUUUAAGAGCACUUUGUCAGCAACCAACAGCCUAUCCAGAAUGUCGAUGUCUUCACAGUUUAGGAAAUGGCAACCGGUGAUGAAAUUUGAAUCCCCCAUCACCCAGUAUGCGGUGUUCCCUGGUCCAUUAUAUUACUUGAAGUUACGGAAACCUGGCAAAGAGAUUCCUAUGGCUAUCCAGCAAUGCUUAUCUCGACAGGGUCACACUUUCACGACGGAUAAGAACGACAAUUACUUCCGUCUGCACCUGAACAUGCUGCACGUGGUGGACGGCGUCACCUGCCUCUCACACAACCCGUUCUCGCCGGAGAUACUGCAGCAGUUGUACGGCAAACACGAGGCGUUCUUCAAUAAACUCUACAUGAGGUUCCAGAGGCAAGAAAUCGACGAUUUCUACGAAUUCUUCACUCAACCUUGGAUGUCGGCGUUGUACCAAGAAUCGUUCAGAGAUCUCGUCGAUGACAUCAAUGAACAAGAUAUUGGGACGAUACAAGAGCUACUGAAAUCAAAGUUCGCCAUGUAUGACGCGGAGCUGGAUGAACUGCAGUCCACAUUAUUAGAAGCUCACAACUCUAUUUCUUCCAUAUCUUCUAUCGGCAAUUAUAGUAUGGAGGCACGUAAGGUGGGCACGUUCCGUUCAGUGAUUGAUAGGUUCGUCGCUAAGACUGCCUUUGAAGAGGCUAGCAGAACAGGGAUGACUUUACCGUCGGAAUGUGGUCAAAGCAAGCAGGUGCGUCAGGAAGCAGCCAACUCCUGGAACAAGGUCGGCGGGGAACGCAUAGUGAUGGCCCACGUAGCGCGAUACCUUGAGAAGUACUCCGUCACUAACCCACACUUCGCAUUACCAAAGCCAGAAAACCCAUGAAAAAGAAUUAUAUUAUAAAGGUAGGUACUGACCGGUAUUCGCAUUGUACCAUUAGGGGUGAUCACGGGGUAUGAAAAUUUAAAAUCUAUACUAUAUAUAUGUAUAGUCCGUCAGUUAGGUAAUGAAAAAAUAUAAGGCACGUAUUUUUUUAUUUUGUUAUAUAAGAUAACAAUACUUAGAUAAAACGUAUCAAAGUUUCGGAGUGGCAGCAAAUACGUCAAUAUAAAAUGUAUCUAGAAGUGACGUCAUGUGAUAUUUCAAAUCGAUCUUCGAACGUAUUUGUUUUCGUGCGAAAAUAAAAUAUACGUGUUUAAUAUUUUGAAAUAAUCUACAAGACAUUGAAAUAAAAGUUAGUCAUCUACCCUAUUAUUUUACACCAUAUGUACUACGCCAGGGCUACAAUCUAAAGUUGUUGCAUUGCUUAUUACCAUCAAUACCUUGGUUUCACUCACGGACUAACAGUUCAGUAAUUUCAGUACUGGUCAAUUUCAACGCAUCAACUGUCUUUCUAUUACACGCACUCAGCAAGUCAGUACCUACCUUAACAAUUGCGAAGAUUGUAAAAUGGUUUUUUUUUUAAUUAUGAAGAGAGGAGUGUUCUGAUUAUUAUUAUGUUUUAAUUUCCAUAUUUUUAGAUGUUACUUUUAUUGAUCGAUGGUAAUAUUAUUAUGUUAGAAAUAUUUUCCAAGUUGUUAUAGCAAUUUUACCUAUCUAAUUGGAUA
Molecule: messenger RNA, 5096 nt
Organism: Spodoptera frugiperda (fall armyworm)
Lineage: Eukaryota; Metazoa; Arthropoda; Insecta; Lepidoptera; Noctuidae
Product: cilia- and flagella-associated protein 61
Exons: 34
Coding region: 181-4374 (1397 amino acids)
Source: RefSeq, a predicted model, not a curated record